Molecule: messenger RNA, 374 nt
Organism: Trichobilharzia szidati
Lineage: Eukaryota; Metazoa; Platyhelminthes; Trematoda; Strigeidida; Schistosomatidae
Source: the annotation of a GenBank genome assembly
AUGAAGAAUAAAACGAAGUUGAUGAAUUAUGAACAAGUGCAGAAAGAAUAUUUUCACUUGUCAAUGGAAGACACCAAUCAAUGUUUUAACUUGAUAAUUCAGCAGUGCUGGGAAAUUUUGUUAUUGGCGCAAACAUAUUUUACGGAAUUAUCAAUGUCUCGGGACAGAUUUCUUAUAGAUUUUCGAAACACUUUCCCAAGAUGCUCACAAAUUCUUCUAACUCACUUAUAAGGACAUGGUCGGAACCUGUCGUAUACAAUUCAGCUUACUAUCCCUUGUAAACGUUGUACUUACCUCAAUAUUGGUUGGUUAUCGUAUGCCUACAACUACGGGUUGAAAACGAAACGAAGUCGAUUUUCUCGCGCAACCUGGAG